AUGGCACUAGAAACAAAUCUUAACCCGUCUGGAAAGCAAUCCACACAAACGCAUAAACGAAAAGAAAAGGAUCAACGACGAAAACAAUAUGACGAUCAACAAGUGCAAGGAACCAACAAUUCAUCAAUUGUAUCUAAACGCAGUGUCGAAAAGUUAUAUUUUCCGCAAAUCCAACCCGAACUAGGAUCAUGGUUUAGUCAUUUUGUUCCAUCGCUGAAAAAGGAUCGACGGUCACCAGCGAUUAAUCGUGGGUACUGGAUCCGUAUGGAGAGUAUACGCCAAACUCUUUAUAGAAUUAUUGGUAGUCAAUGGUGUAGCGGCGAAGUAGAAGGUCUCGUGGGGAAUGAGAAUGAUGAGAUGAAAAUGGAGAAGAAGAAGAAGAAGAGGAGAGUUGUUAAUGUGAUUAAUUUAGGAUGUGGGUUUGAUCCAUUGCCGUUUCAGAUGAUGAGUAUGAGGAAUAAAGGUUUACUUUGGGGUGCUGAUGACAUAGAGGUCAAUUUUAUUGAUGUUGACUAUCCUGACUUGGUUGAGGAGAAGUAUUUAUUGAUUAAAGCCUCGGAUGAGAUUAAGCAAUUGAUUGGCACCGAAGUUGACCGUGACGAUCCAUUAUGCAAGUUGAAUACGGCCAACUAUCGAUUGAUUGGAUGUGAUUUGAAAAAUUUAAAGCAAUACCAAGAUAUAGUUGAUCAUUAUUUGCUCACUAAAGAUGCAUCAGAGUCGGAGUACGAAAUGAAUGUGUUCAUAGCUGAAGUUUCUUUAGCUUACAUGAAACCAGAAUUUGCUAAUCCCGUGAUUGAAAUAUCAUCCAAAACGUGCAAUUCCAACUUUAUCAUCUUGGAACAAAUCAUGCCUGAUGGUGCAAGCAAUUCAUUUGCCACAAAGAUGUUGUACCAUUUUGCCCAUUUGAGAAGCCCCAUACAGUGUGUUGAACUGUAUCCCACUAAACUGCAACAAUUGCAACGGUUUCAACAGUAUUACAACUUUAGUGAAGUGAGGAACCUUUUUGAAAAUUGGCAGUCGUUGAUUGAAGAUGAUGAAAUCAAGCAUCAAAUGAUGCAAGUGGAGGAGUUUGAUGAAUGGGAGGAGUUUAUUUUGUUUUGUCAGCAUUAUAUUGUUCUUCAUGCCACUAAUGACGUUAAGCAAUUGGUUUAUGAUGAAAAAUUGCAACCUGAUUUUCAAGUAGAUGAUGGUGAAGGGAAGGCGCAGUUUGCCGUCGACGACGAAGUGAAAUUAAGUAUUGAUGAACGGUUUGAUGAUAAAGUUGAUAUGUUGCAAGUAAAGUUCCCUGCAUGUGCUCGGUUAAAUGAUAAAGUUUAUGUACAAGGUGGGUUGAAACAAACAAGAACCAAUGAAACCAUUGAAGUGGACUAUGAUACAGGUGAAAUUAGAAGACAAUUUUCGGGUGAAUCAGGGGAUGAUAAUGUUCCACCGCCUCGCAUGUGUCACUGUUUGACCACUGUUAGUGAUAGUUUAAUCCUUACUGGUGGCAGAACCAGACCGGGUGAUGUUAAAGAUGAUAUUUAUAAAAAUGACCGCCAGAAUUGGCUCAAAAUUGGUCACUUGGAUGAACCAAGAUCUAGGCAUUCUGCAGUGGCUAUAAACGAUAAAGAAAUUCUUAUAUUUGGUGGGUUAUUAGAAACAUCAAAUGGUGACCCAUUUAUACUAUACAAUGUGGCAACAAACCAAAUCCAACCACUUCAAGCACGAGGUGAUUAUAUUGACAAUUUAUACAGUUCAACUAUCGUUUAUCACAAGAAUGAUGAGGGAUACAUUUAUGGUGGAUUUAACCAAUGUCAUUUACCUAGUGUUAAUGAUCGACUUUAUAAAUUUGUUAUUGAUUAUGAUACCAAUCAAAUCAAACUUGAAGUUGUGUUGCAACAUUUUAUGUUUGCCCGAAUUGGCAGUCAAGCACAACUCAUCAGCAACAACCACAGCAACAAGUUAUUAAUUGUUGGUGGUGUAUCAUCAGAAACCAUUUUGACUAGGAUGACCAACAUUGUCACGUUGCAAUUGGAUACAUUGACGUUUAACAGUGUUGAAAUAUCUUCAGCAGUAAGUUUACGUUAUCCACCGAUAUUUAUUGGUUUUGGCCUUGUUUCAAUGAAUCAGCACUUGAGCUUGAUUAUUGGUGGUGGUGCUGUUUGUUAUUCAUUUGGUAGUUGUUAUAAUUGUGUAUACAAGUUAGAAUACUAG
Lodderomyces margitis is the source of this 2193-nucleotide messenger RNA. RefSeq names its product PPM2. Gene Ontology annotation, molecular function: protein binding; tRNA methyltransferase activity. NCBI's taxonomy places the organism in Eukaryota, Fungi, Ascomycota, Pichiomycetes, Serinales, Debaryomycetaceae. The transcript has a single exon. The record is from RefSeq and is a predicted model, not a curated record. Gene Ontology annotation, biological process: tRNA methylation; wybutosine biosynthetic process. The coding region runs from base 1 to 2193 and encodes 730 amino acids.